GGUUUCCCUAGUACUUACAAAAUGUGGUUGAAGUUUACUACACUUUUUGCCUUUUUGGCAACAAUUUCCCUGUCUGGGGCCUACAAUAUAACAGCGAAUAUUAUGACUGGUAUUCCUAGUACUCUGGAUAUAACCAAUAUAACAGGUCGAUUCCAAAAGAUCGGCACCCGCUUUUACAUUUUUGAACGUAAUAUUCAUCUUAAUUGGUAUGCUGCCUACAUAGCUUGUCGAAAAAUGAAGGCUUACUUGGUCGCGUUUGAUAACCACGAUGAGAUGAAUCAGGUUAUAAACCACAUGAAGAACCACAAUUUGUAUAUCAGAGACAAAGGUUAUUGGACUUCUGGCACCGAUUUGUACAUACAGUGGAAACAUGUUUGGUUUUCGACUGGACGAAACGUGACUAAGGACGUAUGGUCUAAAGGACAGCCAGAUGGUCGAGAUGAUACGGUUCGCUGCGAUAUGCUGGAUUUGGAUGCACGUUAUACUAAUGGUCUUGAUGACCAGCCGUGUAUUACUAAACUUCCCUUUAUUUGCCAUAGGGCAAGUAAGCCGAGAACAGCUACUUUUAUAAUAUUUUAGAUUAUUCAGACAAUUAAAAAUAUGUAUUAACAAUUGGUUAUUCCAAA
This is a messenger RNA of Drosophila suzukii, 626 nucleotides long. The record is from RefSeq and is a predicted model, not a curated record. Lineage: Eukaryota; Metazoa; Arthropoda; Insecta; Diptera; Drosophilidae.